Microsporum canis CBS 113480 is the source of this 2766-nucleotide messenger RNA. RefSeq names its product beta-1,3-glucanase. The record is from RefSeq and is a predicted model, not a curated record. Gene Ontology annotation, biological process: glucan catabolic process. Gene Ontology annotation, molecular function: beta-glucosidase activity. Gene Ontology annotation, cellular component: cell surface; extracellular region. The transcript is spliced from 3 exons. NCBI's taxonomy places the organism in Eukaryota, Fungi, Ascomycota, Eurotiomycetes, Onygenales, Arthrodermataceae. The coding region runs from base 1 to 2766 and encodes 921 amino acids.
AUGAGCGGCUCGCGCCGUCCGCCGCAUCGGUCUGGGGGUCGCGGCCACGGCAGACAACGAAGCGAUGACGAAGAUAAUGUUGGAUACGAUUACAACUAUGACCAUGAUAAUGACCGCGAUCAUGGUCAUACCCAUAGUAGGCGACAAGAAAGUAAAGUGAGAGAUAGGACCAGGGGGGAUGGAUACCGUGGUGUUUACGCCGAUGAUGAGGCAGCACAUACCCUUGACGAAGAUGACGUGUUUGACGACAGAAGGGAUAAAAGGAGGAGAGGCCAUCGUCAAUCAAGAGAUAGACGAGCUCGAGACCGCACCGAAGAUAGUCACAAUGAAACUGUAUCUGAAGGCGAAGCUAUCCCCGUUGAUUCGAGACCGAGUUUUGCACGGCCGCCGAACGCUAAACCUGCGCGCGCGGAGAGGCGAGAAAAAGACCGAGACAGGAAUUCAUAUUAUCCCAGUCCUAGAGCAGGAUAUAAAGCGAAGGAGUCACCGGCUACUUCGCCUGUGAAGAAACGGGACCGGGAUCGGGAUCGGGAAGGGCAUAACAGACACCGAUCCAGGAGGGAUAGCACAGCUGACGAAGAUGGUGAUGGGCGGUUAAGAGGUCGGAGAAGAAGAGACCACGAUACUGAUCAUGAACGGGAGUACCGGGCAACAGCAACAGCAGGACGGCGUGAAAAGCGGGAGAAGCAUACCAGCAACGACUCGGCGAAUAGUGCUACGGUGCUUCUUAGCUCCAAUGCGCUAGCGCAACUUGACCAGCUGAACCGGAAGGCUGACGAGGAGACGAAGAAAAAGGCUCGCAAGGAGGAAUUAAAACAGCAGAAGAAAGAAAAGAAGAAGAAGAAGAAAUAUAUUAUUGAAACCGGGUUCGUCGGAGAUAAUGAAAGAGACAAGGAAAAAGGUUGGGAGAGCUCGGGAGACCUGCGGAGGAAGAAGAAACGGGAAAAGAAUAGAGAAAAGGAGAAGAAGAGACUUGUUUCUGGCGCCUAUCUAGAGGAAGGGAGAAGCCCUGAACUGAGGACCAGGGGAGGCGGGAGAAUCCAUGGAGAGAAAUAUCAUGGCGGAGGACGAGGCGGGGGAUAUGACGAUUAUUACGAUAACGGUUACGAUGAUGGUAGCAGUGCUGGUAGCGGCUGCUUUCAGAACUGGAGCAAGAGGAAGAAGAUCCUUAUUGCGGUAGGGAUAUGUAUUUUUCUUCUUGUCAUCAUCAUAACCGUCGCCGUCGUGGUGUCGAAGAAGAAUGGUGAUGGCGGUACUCAUCCAGACGGCCCUGUCACUACUGGACCGUCACAUAGUGAGCUUGAUGGGAUUAGCCCUGACUCUAUACCGCCCGAUGCGAAGGGAACCUAUCUGGACCCAUUUUCAUGGUACGAUACCGCAGAUUUCAACGUCACAUAUACAGAUGAGACGGUCGGUGGCCUACCCAUCAUGGGCCUAAAUUCAACCUGGGAUGACUCGGCACAAGCAAAUGAAAAUGUCCCGCCUUUGAACAAGCCGUUUCCUUAUGGUAAACAGCCCAUCCGAGGCGUUAAUGUAGGCGGCUGGCUGUCCAUGGAACCGUUCAUCACCCCGUCCUUUUUCCAGAAAUAUUCUGAACGAGAUCAAGUCGUGGACGAAUAUACCCUUACCAAACGCCUGGGAUAUGCAGGUAAACCUACAUUAGAAAAGCACUACGCGACAUUUAUCAAUGAGCAGUCCUUUAAAGAGAUCCGGGAUGCUGGGUUCGAUCAUGUUCGAAUACCGUAUGGUUACUGGGUAGUGACAACCUACGAGGGUGACCCUUACUUCGCUAAAAUGGGCUGGCGAUACCUUCUACGGGCCAUUGAAUAUUGCAGAAAAUUUGGGCUGCGCGUCAAUCUAGACCUUCACGGCGUUCCAGGAAGCCAAAACGGAUGGAAUCAUUCAGGUCGCCAAGGUGAUAUAAAGUGGCUCAAUGGUGAUGACGGAGCUAAAUGGGGCCAGAGAUCCCUUGACCUGCACGACCAGCUGUCUAAAUUCUUUGCUCAACCACGAUAUAAAAAUGUUAUUGCACUUUAUGGCCUUGCAAACGAACCGAUGAUGUUAAAGCUAGAUAUUGAACCAGUUCUAGACUGGACAACCAAGGCUGCUGAUAUCGUUGCUGGGAAUGGAAUGAAGCAGAAGAUUGUCUUUGGGGAUGGCUUCCUGAAGCUAUCGAAAUGGUCAAGCAUACUGCAGAAUACACCCCAUGAUAUGAUCAUAGACACCCAUCAAUACACUAUCUUCAACGCCGACCUGAUCAAAUUAGAGCACAAGAAGAAGUUGCAAUUCGUAUGUGACAGCUGGGUUGAAUUGAUCAGCGAUAGCAAUACCAAAGGAAGCGGAUGGGGCCCAACUAUCUGCGGCGAGUGGUCUCAGGCCGACACGGAUUGUACCAUCUACAUCAACAGCGUCGGUGUGGGAUCUCGCUGGACAGGCACUAUGGAUAAAAACCCCAUCGGCGGAGAUCCCGUACUCACCCCGUCCUGUCCCAGUGGGAAACAAUGUUCGUGCGACGCCGCAAACGCAGACCCCUCGCAGUAUUCAGAUUCCUAUAAGAAAUGGCUAAAGCUCUAUGCCGAAGCUCAAAUUUCCGCCUUCGAGAAGGGCUGGGGGUGGUUUUACUGGACCUGGGACAGCGAGUCUGCUGCCCAGUGGAGUUGGAGGAAAGGGAUGGCUGCAGGCAUAUUACCGACUAAAGCAUACGAACCGGAGUUCAAGUGUGGCGACGAUAUUCCUGAUUUUGGCGAUUUGCCGGAGAACUACUGA